GGGCAUUGUGGGGACGAGAUGAAGCGUUCCUCGGAUUCUCUGCGCCGCGCUGCAUUGUGGGUUGUUGUCCGCUGGCGCGGUGCAUGCCGGUCCUAGCAGGGUGACAGCGGGGACGUCAGAGUGAAUCUCCCCCCUCCAUCACAGCAGGAAGCCGGCAGGAAGCGAGGCCUCCAAUCCGGCCCAUCCUGCGAGAUAAGCGGCUCAGCUGCAUCCCGAGCAUCCGGGGAGGAGGUGGAGAAGGAAGGGACGAGUCAUGGAUAAAGUGCCGGGUCUGGAGAGCACAGCUGGAGGAGGAGGAGGCGGCACCGCUGGAGCAUCAGCUGCUAGGAAACCUCCCAGACCGGCUGCCCCGCCGUCACUGCCCAGCUCCCGGCAGCCCAGCGUGGAGACCCUGGACAGUCCCACUGGAUCACAUGUUGAAUGGUGCAAGCAGCUGAUAGCAGCGACAAUAUCCAGUCAGAUCUCCGGUUCUGUGCCCCCUGAAAAUGUUUCUCGAGAUUACAGGGUCUACAAGAGGCCCGAUACGAGGGAUUGCUUACAGGUAAAUGUCAUUGAUAUACAGGACGAGCACAAUGGCUAUCAUUCCGAAACGGAGGCUGAGCAGGUGGCUCUGAGAGAUGGGAACAAGCUGGCACAGAUGGAGGAGGCACCACUUUUUCCUGGCGAGUCUAUCAAAGCCAUUGCUAAGGAUGUCAUGUAUAUCUGUCCAUUCUGGGGAGCGGUGAGCGGGACGCUAACCGUAACUGACUUCAAGAUGUACUUUAAAAAUGUGGAAAGGGACCCUCCAUUUAUCCUUGAUGUUCCUCUCGGUGUAAUUAGCCGAGUUGAGAAGAUUGGAGUUCAAAGUCAAGGAAAUAACUCUUGUGGUAUAGAGAUUGUUUGCAAGGAUAUGAGGAACUUGCGGCUAGCGUACAAGCAGGAAGAGCAAAGCAAGCUGGAAAUAUUUGAGAAUCUUAUAAAGUAUGCAUAUCCUGCUUCCAAUGGGCUGCCUCUGUUUGCCUUCAGCUACAAAGAAAAGUUUCCAGUAAAUGGCUGGAAAGUUUACGACCCCACAGCAGAAUACAAAAGACAGGGUUUGCCCAAUGAAAGCUGGAAGAUUUCAAAGAUCAACAGUACCUACGAGCUCUGUGACACUUAUCCAGCAGUUUUUGUUGUCCCCACAAGUGUGGCAGAUGAUGAUCUGGCCAGGGUUGGAGCAUUUAGAGCCAAAGGACGCAUUCCAGUUUUGUCAUGGAUUCACCCAGAAAGCCAGGCAACAAUCACCCGUUGCAGCCAGCCUUUGGUGGGGCCCAAUGACAAGAGGUGUAAAGAAGAUGAGAAGUAUUUACAGACUAUUAUGGAUGCCAACGCACAGUCACACAAAGUUAUUAUAUUUGAUGCCCGGCAGAACAGUGUUGCUGACACGAACAAGGCUAAAGGAGGAGGAUACGAGAGUGAGACUGCUUAUCCCAAUGCGGAGCUGAUAUUUCUGGAGAUACACAACAUCCACGUGAUGAGGGAAUCCCUGCGUAAACUGAAGGAGAUUGUGUAUCCAUCCAUCGAUGAGGCUCGCUGGUUGACAAACAUUGAUGGAACACAUUGGCUUGAAUACAUAAGGAUGCUUCUGGCUGGCUCUGUGAGGAUUGCAGACAAGGUUGAAUCAAGCAAGACCUCAGUUGUGGUUCACUGCAGUGACGGCUGGGACAGAACGGCACAGCUUACAUCCUUGGCAAUGCUAAUGCUGGAUAGCUAUUACAGGACAAUUAAAGGAUUUGAAGUUCUGAUUGAGAAAGAAUGGAUAAGCUUUGGCCAUAGGUUUGCUAUGAGAGUGGGCCAUGGUGAGGACAAUCAUGCUGAUGCAGACCGAUCCCCAAUUUUUCUUCAAUUCAUUGACUGUGUUUGGCAAAUGACAAAUCAGUUUCCUGCAGCCUUUGAAUUCAAUGAGCUUUUCCUCAUCACCAUCCUGGACCAUCUCUACAGCUGUUUGUUCGGCACGUUCUUGCACAAUAGUGAGCAGCAGAGAAUGAAGGAGGAGGUGCAGACAAAGACAAUAUCGCUAUGGUCAUACAUUAAUAGCCAUGUGGAUGAGUUUACGAACCCUUUCUAUGUGAAUUAUGAGCACCAUGUGCUGUAUCCAGUCGCAAGUCUGAGCCACUUGGAACUCUGGGUGAAUUAUUACAUUAGGUGGAAUCCGAGAACCAGACCUCAGAUGCCAAUUCAUCAGAAUCUUAAGGAUCUCCUGGCUAUUCGAGCAGAACUACAGAAGAAAGUGGAAGAACUUCAGCGUGAAGCAACAACCAGAUCUGUGUCCUCUUCAUCUGACCGAGGAUCUUCCCCUUCACAUUCCGCAACUCCUGUACACACCGCUGUGUGACUGGCAACAAGUACUGAGGGCCCCAGUAUGGAGACGUACUAGCAAUUUGUCAGGUGCUCUCUUACAUCUGGUGUGUAUGAAGAAAUACCAUGUGAAACACCAAGCUGUCUGGCCACUUUUUUCAGGGUUCUUUAUUUUGUAAAUAAACACUUCACCUGCUACAAACCUGACAAAAGGAAACAAUAUCAGGAUUAACUGCUGGAAGCCAUUCCGUUUUUCCUCCCGAUAUGCAGGAUAUGUACAUAUGAUUGUUACCAUUCAAUAUUGUUUACAGGCCGUGCAUUCCCAGCUGUUACAGUGAAGUGUUUCCCCAGUGCCGUUUACUGUAUACAGGUGGUGUUAUGUUUAUAGUAGUCGUCCCCAAGUUUUACAUUCAUUUAUUUUAUAUAUAGUAUUUUUGUUCUUAGAAAUAGGAAGCUGACGUAACUUGUAGCCAGUUAUUGCAGUAGCGGACAUUUCCUACUAGGCUUGUUUUAUGUUAUCUCUAUGAAGGGAUCCAGGCCUGGAAGAGAGAAGAUUUUUAAGAAUCGUAUGAACUGACAAUGUAAUUUAAAUUCCAUAUUGCACCUAUUUAAUGUACUGCACCUGUUUAAAGCUUAUCGAACAAUGAAUGGAAGUAACCACAUGUAAGUUAUACUCUUGCACCUAAGUAUGUAUUUGUAUAGUGUUUUUACCUCAGAAUACAUGAAAUCAUGAAUUUUUAUUUCACUGUGCCAUGUUUUACUUGUUACUUGAUUUGUAAAUGUUAAUAGCAAUGACCUUAUAAAUAAGCAAGG
Messenger RNA from Hyla sarda, 3129 nucleotides. It is a transcript of the gene MTMR1, whose product is annotated as myotubularin related protein 1. Gene Ontology annotation, biological process: phosphatidylinositol dephosphorylation. The transcript is spliced from 18 exons. The record is from RefSeq and is a predicted model, not a curated record. Lineage: Eukaryota; Metazoa; Chordata; Amphibia; Anura; Hylidae. Gene Ontology annotation, molecular function: phosphatidylinositol-3,5-bisphosphate 3-phosphatase activity. Bases 254 to 2353 code for a protein of 699 amino acids.